CAUGGCGCACAAAGCCAAAGAUAGAGUAACAAAUCAGGAAUUUCCCUCCUGCCACUCCUGAGAGCGCAAGAGCGGACAAAAGUUACGGAUUAAGUGCUCCUCAUCGGAGAGAAAAGGGACACGAAGGGAAAAAGAAGAUAAUUUUCUUCAGUGUUUUUGUCCAGGUUUUUCAUCAGUUCACACUUUUCCGACCGCCUUGAAGACACUUUUGGAAAAUAGUUGCUUUUCCUGUCAUUAUGUCUGCGGACGCAUCAGUUUGGCAAGAUGACCUCUUUUAGAGCUGUCUGUGGAAGUAAAGGCGCACCGCACAAAAACAGCGUUUGUCAAGAACACGGUGGCUCUCAAGUUGGUGUUUUAUAACUUUUUCAGCUGCUGUUGCUGCUCACUUUUUUUUUUUUUUUUUUUUUUUUAAAGCUGCUGAGUCUCUUGAUGGCGUAGGUGGUGGCAAGACUGUUAAAACACUUUCUUGGCCUCGGAUUUUAUAUUUAUAAAGCAAUUACUGAAGGAUUAUGUGCGUAAAAACAACCCGGAGUGCGUAAAAUCCAGUAAAAAAAAAAAAAAAAAAUCACCAUUAUCACUUUUGAGGAAGGAAAAUGCGGAGUGAAAGAGGCGUCUAGAAGGAUGCUGCUGCUUGUACAAUGGAACUGAAGAACUGUUUUGCUGUUGUUGCGCUGGUUUGUCUGUAUUUUUGCUCAACUUUCAGCCAAGAACUCAACCUUAAAGGCAAGAAUGUAUGCAAAGCACCUGGGUCGUCAGGAUCGGUGUGCUGCAGUGGAUGGGGGCAGCUAGGGGACGAAUGCCUGACACCUCUCUGCGAAGGAAACUUCACCUGCAAGGAAAAGGAGGUGUGUGUCAGGCCCAAUGAAUGCCGCUGCCGACAUGGAUAUUUUGGAGCCAGCUGUGACACUAAAUGUCCUGCUCAGUUUUGGGGUCCUGACUGCAAGGGGAAAUGUAACUGUUACCCCAAUGGCCAGUGUGAUGACUUUACCGGAGCGUGUACCUGCAACCAUAACCGUUGGGGUCCUAACUGUGAGAAUGCGUGUCUUUGCCAAAAAGGAAAGUGUGACCAAGACACGGGCAAAUGCACAUGCCACCCUGGCGCCUGGGGUCCCCAGUGCAACAACAACUGCUACUGUAGUGUCAACUCAGUAUGCGACGCGAUGACAGGACGGUGCCAGUGCAACCCCGGCUGGACGGGAAGGAACUGCGCCAUCCAAUGUAACUGCAAUAACUCACCGUGUGACCAGUUCACAGGACGCUGCCAGUGUCGGGAGCGUCUGUGGGGCCCAAGGUGUGAACGAUACUGUCAGUGCAUCCACGGCAAGUGCAACCAGGCGGACGGCUCAUGUACCUGCACACCGGGGUACCGUGGGAAGUUCUGCAGGGAACCGUGUCCGGCCGGGUUCUACGGUCAGAACUGCAGGAACAGGUGUGGGCAUUGUAAGGGCCAACAGCCUUGUAAGGUGACAGAAGGACGCUGCAUCACCUGUGAUAGAGGCUGGAACGGGACACGGUGUGAUCAGCUUUGCUUUAAAGGUUUCUUUGGGGAAAACUGCCAAGAAGUGUGUCCCACCUGUAAAGACGGUCACCACUGCGACCCUAUUCACGGCAAAUGCUCUCACUGUAACCCCGGCUGGAUUGGAGACAGGUGUGAGGUGCGCUGCCCCAACGGCACGUAUGGCGAGAACUGCGAGAACAACUGCAGUCACUGCUUUAAUGGUAUCUGUCACAUUGUCACUGGGGAGUGCUUGUGUGACCCGGGCUUUUAUGGAACCUACUGUAAUAUGACCUGCCAACGUGGACAGUACGGAGUGAACUGCAACCAAACCUGCUCUUGCCAUGACAAGAACUGUGAUCCUGUGUCCGGUGCCUGUUAUCUCCAGCCUAACCAGCGGAUGGGUGUGAUCGCUGCUGGAACCCUGGUCUCCUUUUUACUCAUUGUCCUUCUCUCACUGUUGUGCUGCUGCUGCCUCUGUCAACACAAAGAUGACCACAACAAAAAAGCCAAGCGGAUCCUGUGUGGACGAUUCAGCCGAAUCAGCACUAAACUCCCCCGUAUUCCACUGAGGCGACAGAAACUGCCCAAAGUAGUCGUAGCCCACCACGACCCGGAGAACACCUUCAACUGCAGCUUCAUCGAGCCGCCGUCGGUGGCCGAGCAGCCCUCCCCCUCCUCUUGGUCGUCCCAGGAGUCUUUCUCUUCCUUUGAGAGCGGAGACGAGGGGCCAGUUUACUGUGUGCCCCACGAAGAGUCUGUGAAUGAAAGCAAGGAGAAGCAAAGUCCCAGCGCACAAACAGAAAAGUCAGAAGCCGUUCCUAAUGAAGACGAUGCAGGAGAGUACACCUCCCUGAAAGAUACCAGUGUCACAAAACCAGAGGGCAGUGAGCAACCCCUGCUGAAAUCCUCCGAUUCCAGUGAAGGCUCCACCAGCGGCUCUGAGUCCACCACUACAGGCCUCUACGCCCGCAUCGCACGUCUGUCCAAGCAGUCCAAAGAGGAUGAGGGCAGCGGCAAAGAUGGGGACAGCACUCCUACACCCGAGGCCAAGCGCAACGGAAAGCCUCCACCUUCACCUGGCAAACCCAAACCACGCCCACCAGACCCAUCCACUAAGCCCAAAGUGUCGUGGAUCCACGGCAACACUACCACUCCACAGCCAGAGCAGCAGGGGCAAAUGAAGGUGCUGGCAGUGCCGAAAGAGAAGAAGAGGAGUUCCAGUGAUGGCUCAGCCAAAAGUGAGGAGCGACAGAAAAUGAAGGAGAAGAGCCAUGAGCAGCAGAAGAAAGCAGAGGCGAAGGAGGCCGACGCUAAUGGCUCCCCCAGCAAGCACAAACCUCUGCGAGGUAAGAAGUCUGGAGAGGAGCACAGCAGUCCCAGUCACAUGGAGCACAUCAACGGAGUGGUUCAAAAUGCACUUAAGAAGAUUAGUAACUUCCACAGCUCAUCAUCAGAGAAGAAAAGUGCUGAAAGUCAGAAAGAGACCCCCAAGGAGCCUCCAAAAGUUAUUCAUCCUCAUAUGAACUCCGAGGCUGCCACGCUUCUGGCUGCUCAGCUCAAAGAGAAAACACAAAGCAUCAACAGGAAUGAGGGGACGGGCCUUACGAAAACAAACGGUCUGUCCACACCAAAAGGCAAUCGGGAGAAGCCCACUCCUCCACAGAAGGCCAAGAGGACCUCCUCAACUGGCAUGAACCAGCAGGGCUCAAACAAGCCCCUGCUGCCCACCUCAAGCAGCCUCCAGAAGAUGGUUGCACCAGUCACAACCGACCCUGGGACCCCUGAAGUCAAGAGCCCGGAGAAGCAGGACUUGAACGGCUCAAAGACAGGGGACUCAGCGUUGGAUCCCACACCAAAGAAGACUCCCAUAAAAAAGCCACCCAGGAAGAAAGGCAAAGAGGGCACUUUGGAAACAUCGGAAACUAAGACACCCCAGCAAAAGACGGCCAUUAUGCCACCGCAGAUUGUGAAAUAAAUUUUUUUGGCAAGACAUUUGGCAAAAGUUUGCAAUGGAUUUCAAAGAGACUAAAAUGGCCUUUUUCCCAAAGGUGAACCACAAAACUUUUCAAACCAGGAGUUUAAACAUAUUUCUGUGAGUGUGCUGAGACUCCAGGACCAGUCAAGAAGGAAAAAUACUUUUAAAAAGAGAGCACAAAGAGAAUAGUACUGGUAAGUUUGACUAUAAUGACCUCUAUACGCCAUUGUAUUUCAUUUCAAGAAUCAUUUUUCAUAUAACAACUAUGCAUCAAUCUUAAACCACAACCUGUGGCUAAGCCGGACACAACUGUGAGAACAGUGACGAAAGAAACCCAAGGUUCGUUCAUCUCCAUCUCUGCAGUAUGUCCACCACUAUAUUUAUAUACGGAUUGCUUUGGAAUUUGUAUAACUGUACUUCGCAAUGAAAAAUACCGAUUUCGAUGUUUUCCACAGGUACUAAAGGUACUAAAAAUAGACAAUUAGGUCCAAGCUAAUUCCUGUUUUGUUUUGUUUUUUUCUUUUAAAUCGACCAGCAUAUUGAGCAUUACAACAAUCCUUCGCUUUGUAGUAACUGUGUCAAACAACGCUGUAGGAAAAUAUAUCAAAAUAUGGUUCUAGCACAUUUCAGAUCCACAUAAAGCCCCAGAACAAAUGGUAUCUUAAACCCACAAAAUCUAAACCCUCAAAGGACACACAUUUUGCUACGUUUAUCCACCACACCUAUGAAUCACCUUCAAUUCCCUCCCAACUGUCAUGUUUGUUUCAAGGAUUCUCUACAAAAGAGUUUUAGGAUUUGGCGUCUUAGGUCUCUUUCUCUGCCAUUCAUGGUUUGUUGAAGGCCAUACACAGCUUUUGAUCUUGUAGAAAAGAGUCUGUUUUAAACCUCUUCUUCUAAAACCAAAUCACCACAAUGUGCUCUUACUGUAUGUUUUAUUCCGUCAGCUAAACCACUAAACCAAAAAAAAUGAAAUCCUAAGCUAUCCUGAGUCCUCACAUUAUGUCAUGCCUUUAAAUCACCUUAACGAGGCGUAAUGUAGGACAAAAUGUUACCUUCUCUGUCAAUCAAAUCCAAUAGCUAGUUUUGUUCAAGCAAUGGCUGUUAGUGUAACUUCAUGCACAACAGUAUGUGAUCAAGUCAUUUAGUCGCCUGGCAGACAGAAUUAGAAUUAGACUUGUGUCGGUUUUUUUUUUUUUUUUCUGUCCUGCAGAAGUGAAUGUCUUGAAGCUGAGAAUCUAGGCCGACAUUACCAUGUGAGCUAUUCUCAUUUGACAUAAAUUUUUCAUUGUAACGUCAGUGUAUUGUGUGAAAAUUGCUUUGUCACUUAACGACAACCAUUUCUAAAGCUAGAACGACAAGGUGCUUUAAUUUAAUUUUUUUUUUUUUUUUCUCGAUAAGACUAAAUGGUACCGUGCCUGGAGUGUUCCAAAAGUGCCUCAGCUGUGGUGCAGUGCAAAGCAAAGGAAGCUACGUUUGCCUUAAUUUCAUUAGUUUUGAUCUUAAACCAAAAAGGUGGGAUUGAACAACCUUUAAACUGGAGGGAAAAAGAAAGUUUUUUUUUAAUGAAAUUCAUUGUGCACAGCUAUUUUGACAGUAGCUCACAAAAUGUAACAGUGGCUGACAGAUUAACAUAUGCAGCAAAUUAUUUUACACUCACAGCUAAUUUGAAACAAACAAGCCUUAUAUUCAUCUUUCGUCUCAAGGUACAGCUAGUGUCUUUGGUUAUUUUUUCAACAUUUUCUAUGUGUAUACAUUGUGUACUUUUUUUUUAUCAUCUUCGUAAGCUGUGCUUAUAUGACCUUUUUAAUUGUUUUGUUUUCUUGAUGUCAAUGAACUGGCUUUCAUGAUGUAUUUGCUUUUUUUCGGAAUGUAGCUUAUUUUGGUCUCUGAAGCAAAAACCUACAGUACGAGUACUUUCCUCCUGUAAAGUUUACAUUGGCUUUGUAAUUGUUCUCUGUUGAUGUUAUUGUUUGUGUAACACUUAACUGCAUGACGCAGAGUGUAAUUAUAUGGCAUUAAUGGCUGCACAGGAAAUCUGUAACCUUCUUUUUCCUUUUAGUUGUUAUUAUUGCCUCCCAUAAAAAUAACUCUUACAGAAAAGAUUGUACAAUGUUAUGAUACCACUGUCGAAGCCAUUGCAUAAACCAAAAAGUCAUUUUGAAGUGGGAAUUUUUAUCUGACUGGUCCGUGCCUGUCUUUAUAAGGGCCUGAAAAGCUGCAAAAAUAAGGUGUAUUUUGUUUUGUUUUGUUUUUUUGUGGUUUGUUUUUAGCGACUUUGAUUUCCAUAUGUGUAUGGUUAUUAAAUUGGUGUUUCCUCAUUUAUUUCUUUGGAAUAAAAAGCAAUAUAUGUAGCUAUAGUCUAA
This is a messenger RNA of Sphaeramia orbicularis (orbiculate cardinalfish), 5836 nucleotides long. RefSeq names its product scavenger receptor class F, member 2 (gene scarf2). Lineage: Eukaryota; Metazoa; Chordata; Actinopteri; Kurtiformes; Apogonidae. The transcript is spliced from 11 exons. Gene Ontology annotation, molecular function: scavenger receptor activity. Gene Ontology annotation, biological process: heterophilic cell-cell adhesion. The record is from RefSeq and is a predicted model, not a curated record. Gene Ontology annotation, cellular component: focal adhesion. Bases 639 to 3473 code for a protein of 944 amino acids.